Molecule: messenger RNA, 606 nt
Organism: Trypanosoma rangeli
Lineage: Eukaryota; Euglenozoa; Kinetoplastea; Trypanosomatida; Trypanosomatidae
Exons: 1
Coding region: 1-606 (201 amino acids)
Source: RefSeq, a predicted model, not a curated record
AUGUGUUUGCAGAAACUUACAAUUGAAACCUGCGACCCGAUGGGACCCUUGUGGAUAAUGCUGCAUCUUUCUCAACUUCCCCGUUUUUAUUGUGCUUUACUCCAGUUGUGUUCCCAAAGACAUUGCGUUGGAAGGCGGCGUGUGGACAGCGACAAGCUGGUGUUUCUGCCGUGGUGGCCAAGUCCGCUUCACUUUACCGCUGGCUGGCAAACCUACACAACGCAGCUGCCGCCUUUUCCUGUGGGAGACUGCGGCAGCUUCCUUUUACAUCACAGCGGCGACGGCGUAGAUGAUGGUUGUGGGCCUGCUGGAUGCAGGUGUCACUUCUUCUGCCUAAGGGAUUCGCCAAUGACGCGGAUGAUAGGGGGAAGUGUUGGAGGAUACGGGGCGGCCCCGGAGUUUUGCACGGUGAUGACGUGGCCACAUGAGCUGCUUGCGUCUACUGACGCGGAGGCCCACAGGUGUGGAGGUGCCUGCCGCAUAGGGCGUUUGGCUGCUGGGGACGGGCGCCCGCAUGGAUUGAGAGAGACCGUUUUGGAGUGUGGGUGGGCGCAAUGUACUAGCAACACCCCAAUGUUCGCCUUUUUGGGCGGCGCUACUUUCUGA